UGUAGGGCGCCUGUGUAGGGAAUAGCGGGGCGUUUGGGAUUCAAUGAAUCUGGUGUUUCUAGCACAGCCGCGAAGUUAUGACCUUUUUUUCGACAUUCUUUUCUUUUAUUUCGACUUGACAGACAUUUUCUUUACGUAUCCCGAGAAUGUGAUUAACUAUAGUAAAGGUUAUUAUAUACAUUAUUAUUCAUGAAAGAGUAGGCGAGGCUGGGUUAGCUCGUGCGGCUAGCAGACGCUAACUGCAGCCUAGCUAGAACGCGAUAAUAUUGAUUACAUACAUAUUCAUACCCCGCAGGGUUUUUAUUAUUAUUAUUUAUUUAUUUUUAAUUCUUUAUUUCGGUUGUUUAGGUUUAUGUGAAGAAAAGUUUAUUGUUGGUUAACUGAAUCAGUGUGCAAGCUGACUUCAUCUCGGCUAACUACCUGUUUGGAGGCUAACCUAGCUACGAGUUUACCGUUAACUUAACUUCACUCCAGGCCUUGAACUCUUAUUCUCUACAUUCUAUAUUGUUUCGGUGAAAAGGUAUAUUUUUGAAGAAAUGUAGCACGCGAGGCCAAAUAAUAAAACCGUAAAACUAGUUUAGCUUAGCUGUUUAGUGCGUGUUUGUGGAAAACCGCUAGCCAGCUCUAGAAGUUGGAACUCGUUAGCGUGCCAUUAGGGUGUGUGAGCGCGCGCCGUUAGCUAACCAUAUCACAACCUGGUGCCUAGCUCUAAUUUUACUUUAAACUAAUAAAUAUUAACACAACUCACAUUUUAGUUGAUGGGCUUCACUUAGUAACUAGUAAUGUGUUAGUGUGUAACUAUGCGCGAACGUCUUAUAGCAUGCUAGCUGAGUCAAAUCUAGCUCGUGCCAUAUAUAAGCGCUUUACGCCACAGCGCUGUUGAGUUCUCGAUUCUGAUUGGUCAGAAGGUGGUGUUCGGUUUUCUAUAGCAGCAGCAGCUCUGACAGUAAGUAGUUCCGGCUCUGAGGCUCAUAUCAAUGCGCUCGUUCGAAUAUCGCUCAUUCACGGUGACUUGUAUCGCAGACGCACUAUUUGUUCAUAUCUGAUUAAUUUAUCAGCAGGACGUACGUAAUAAACUUUUACACGUUUCCUCGGUGAUAAAACUCUCAUCCGGACAGCAAUAAAACGAUCAUGGGAGUCCCUAUCUAUCGGGUUGUAUUUUGGUCGUAUGAUCACACUCCGUUCACACCAUGGUGUCAGAGACGUGGCGUCACUGCCUCUUAUUGCAGUUUGGGGUGAGCCAAAGUUCCGGCAUUAAUUUUGAAAAUAUGAUGAAACAAAGGUGACGGGACGAAGCAUCUGUGCUUCGUUUUGCAAUUUGAGAAGUGACGUAUUUCGGGGAGGGUCACUGAUACGCAUGCUACGAGAUUAAAUAGGGCAAGUAGCAGCAGUUGGCCAUUAUCUUUUUUUUCUUACGUGAGUCAAUGUAUGUAUAGAAAAUCAUGGAAUACCGUAAUAAACGGACGUUGAGGAAUAGCACACUUCAGGACGUGGUAGUGGUAACUGCACUUUGCAUCAGCCUUGUCUCUUACUUGUUUUUAUAGCAGUUUCUAGAAAUGGCAUGAUACCAGUACGUAUACUAAAAAUCUGCCGAUACCCAUGUGAUGUUUUUUUUAAUCCAAUGUGGUGUUUUUUUUUUGUUGUUUGUUUGUUUUUGGUCGCCGAUAUCUGAGCCACCGUUUUGGCUCGGUGCCAUCUCAUGGAUGCGGUGUCUCCUCUUUGCAGAAAUGUGUUUCUGCUGGCAUGCGCUUGGUUUCAUCAUCCGUUCUUCUUUCUUUGAUUUGAAUUUCGAGUAAUUCCCGGUUCCAGCCCGCUCAAACAUUUCUCCAAGUAAUUCAGUUUCCAUCGCGCAAAUCGAAUUAAUCCUCUCAAUUAGCCGAAAGGUUCUGACGUCACUCGUUCUGGGAAAAGUGGAACAAGCCAUCUAAUAAAGGGACGCGAGGAGAGUAAACAGAAACGUCGCUGGGAACGUCGUCUGGUCUCGGUGGACGUUGCUCGCCGUGUCUCCAGAUGCCUGAGCCGUCAGAAAGACGUCGGCGUUCCGGCGAGGUUUGAACCCUCCCCACAGAGUGAAGUCCAUCUCCAUGACAACCUUCACGCAACAGGAAAUAGAAUUUCUACAGAAGCAUGGAAAUGAGGUGUGCAAACAGAUAUGGCUGGGCCUCUACGACGACAGAAGCUCGGCUGUGCCUGACUUCAGGGAACCGCAGAAAGUCAAAGAGUUCCUCCAGGAAAAAUACGAGAAGAAGCGAUGGUAUAUUCCUCCAGACCAAGCCAAGGUGGUAGCCUCGGUCCAUGCCUCGAUGUCGGGCUCCUCCGCCAGCAGCACGAGCAGCACUCCGGAAGUGCGGCCGCUGAAAACCCUACUGGGAGAUUCAGCGCCUGCUCUACACCUGAGCAGAAACACACCCAGCCAGUCCCCUGUAGUGUCACGUGUUCAGUUGAGCCAUCAGGACAGGAAGUUCGAUCUGCUCAGCGAUCUGGGCGGAGACAUCUUUGCCGCUCCGGUGUCACAGUCCGCGGGCAGCUCCGGCUUCGCCAACUUUGCCAAUUUCAACAGCCAUCCAGCAGCACAGAAUGCUAACGCUAGCACAGAUUUUGCGAAUUUCGAUGCGUUCGGGAGUUCUGCCGCCGCCACCGUGCCGAGUGCUGCUGCGUUUCCCUCUGCCCCACAAGCACCAUUUCAGCCUGCACAAACAGGUGGCUCAGCAGGACUGGCCAACGCCAACUUUGCCAACUUUGACAACUUCCCCAAGUCUUGCAGUGCCGACUUUGCCACGUACGGCUCCACCCAGGCCAACUGCUCUGGGGGUGGGGCUAAAGCAGAUGGAGGAGCUGUACCUGCUGACAGGUACGCUGCUCUUGCUGACCUGGACAACAUCUUCAGCUCUGGCAAAACUGACCAAGGUUCGAGCUCGGCUCCUCCCUCUGCAGGUGUGGGUCCGCCCCCUCCUCAGGCAGCCAUGUUGGGGGGCGAUCGCUACGCUGCACUGGCUGUGCUAGACACCGGCUUCAGCAUUCCAGCCCCCAGCAACAGCAGCUUUGGCGCUGUCACCAGUACCCCAGGGGCUGUGUUUGGAGCUCCUCCUGGAGUAUCUGCACCACAACCUCAGCAGGCGGUGCUGCCCCAGGGCUUCGGAGGCCCAUCAACGAAUCCCUUUGUAUCGACUGGUAUACCACAAGCUGCUCCGCCCUCAAAUCCAUUUCAGGCCAAUGGGAGACCAGCAGCAGCCUCGUUCGGUCCCGGCUCUAUGAGCAUGCCUGCUGGCUUUAGUAACACGCCUGCCUACAACCUCCCCACAAGCUUCAGCGGAAACUUCCAGCAGGCCUUUCCUGGGCAGGGCUUCCCUCAGCCGCAGGCCUACGCUCAGCAACCUAAUGGUGGAGGUUUUGCUGCAUUUGGUCAAGGCAAAGCUGCUGUAGCUCAAUUUGGACAGAACAUGGCAGCACCUGGAGUCACUAAUAACCCAUUUUUGGUGUGUACUGCUUUUAAUCAUUGCUUAUGCUUACUAUAUUUACUGUUUUUACUACUGAGUAGACAACCUGCAGUACUUGGAUACUGUGUGGUGGUGGUGUAUGCCUAAAUUAUCCUCAGUUAUGGAUUUUUAUCGUGUCUGUGUGUGUCUUCAGGCCGGAGCACCAGUGGCACAGUACCCUGCAGGAAGUUCCUCCACGAACCCUUUCUUAUAGCACCCCCACUCUGAACAACCCCCUGGCGGCGUGAGACACUUGCUCGCACCUCUUGCACUGUUUUGUUAUUCCAAGUAGCUUUAAAGACAUGUUUCUAAAGACUUUUUUUAUCAUGUUAGUACAAAUGACAACGUUGCACCUAACAAAGGGUGUCAUGUAAGACGACGAUCCGUCUGUAAACAACCGAAAACACAAAACAAGGUAUCGGGGUGCCUACAGGAAGGGGCUCGUUUCCUUCUUUCCUUUGCUGAAUCUGUGAAAUUUUCCGGCCUGGGAAUAAUGAUCCGUUUGAGCUAAGUUAUUUCAAAGUGGUCCUGUGCAUUUUAAUGCUGCGCUCCUGUACACAUCUAUUUUCUCAGAAAGGGGCAGAAAUUUAGCUCGUGUGCAUAUCAGUAUUUAUAUCUUAAUCUCACACGUUCACAUACACAAAACUUCAACUUCCUGUCUGUCAGAACGAUCUGCUUAAUGCCCGUACACUUAAAGGAUGACUAGAGGAGAGAAAGAGAGGGAGAGUGCGAGAGACUCUACCAAAGAAGAGCAUCUCUGCAAUCUUUGCUAUUUUUUUUUUUUCUUUUUUUUUUUCUUUUCAUAUUUUUCAUCAUCUUACUCGGUGGCUGUAAGGAGUUUCAGACUGGCAUCACUCCCAGACUCUCACCUGGACAGGUGCUAUACAGAGACUCCUAAACUCAUACCACUUAAGUCAAAUGUUACAUGAAUUUAAGUUAAUGUAUGUACGUGUGUUUGUGUGUGUGUGCGCGCGUGCGUGUGUAUGUGUAUAAACAUACAUAUAUAAAUAUAUAUAUUAAAAUUAAUUUUAAUUAAGAAA
Molecule: messenger RNA, 4516 nt
Organism: Ictalurus furcatus (blue catfish)
Lineage: Eukaryota; Metazoa; Chordata; Actinopteri; Siluriformes; Ictaluridae
Gene: agfg1a
Product: ArfGAP with FG repeats 1a
Exons: 12
Coding region: 2085-3584 (499 amino acids)
Molecular function (GO): GTPase activator activity
Source: RefSeq, a predicted model, not a curated record